This is a messenger RNA of Neurospora tetraspora, 934 nucleotides long. RefSeq lists its product as uncharacterized. The transcript has a single exon. NCBI's taxonomy places the organism in Eukaryota, Fungi, Ascomycota, Sordariomycetes, Sordariales, Sordariaceae. The coding region runs from base 73 to 471 and encodes 132 amino acids. The record is from RefSeq and is a predicted model, not a curated record.
CCCACAACUGCCAAUGACAGAAAAGGCAAGGCUACUACUGGGUUCACUAACUUCAACCCGUCUGGGACGGACAUGGACUUGGUUGUUGCGGAAGUGGAGGACAAAUCCGAGCUCACGAGGCUCCAAUGCCCUCAGUGUGACCGCCGACCGGAUGGGUUCAAUUCCGUAAAGGACCUGGGCAGCCAUAUGGUAGGGGUACACCGUCGCAAAAUUAAAUGGGUUUGCAGUGUGCUCGCACAUUGCAGGAAUUGUUCAAGCAAAAAGCAGUACGGGGCGUACCAUGACGUCGUUGCGCAUUUAAGAAGGAACCUUUCCUUGAGGGUGAAGCAGCCGAGGAAAGGUCCAAAGCAGAAGCAAGAAAAUGAAGCCACCGAGGCCGGGGAACAUUUGCUUGCACAGUUUAUUGGUUUUGAGUAUGUUGACGGCGCUGAACACAGUGGCAUGACUGGGACCGGGAUUCAAGGCUUGUAAUAUCAACAAGCUGCGUUCGUGCCUUCAUGGCCCUUUGUUGAAGAUUCCCCAAUCUACAAUAUCGACAAUAUCAACCCCGUCUCCUGGAACGAAGACAUCAACGCCUUCUUCUGGAAUGAAGACAUCAACGCCUUCUCCUUCCAAGACCCUUCACAGCUUCAGAUACCACCAUAUGAUUCGUCUUCGCUCAUACCGUAUCCCCUCACCGCUCCGCUUGAUCAUUCCUCAAUUCCUGCUCCUUUCUCGGGUCUUCCGGCACACCCUGAUACAUCUUCGUCCAUGCCGUACCCCCUCACCACCUCUAUUGAGAAUUCCUCAAUUCUCACUCCCUCCUCGCUGCCAUCAAGUACUGUUUCACCCCAAAAACUCCGGGUAAUGGACUUAGCACAUCCACAUAUUCCUAUGAUCCAGCUUCCUUACAGGAUCCUGAGGAUGAUGCUCUCGCGUGAGUAUUCCCUAUGGA